UUGAAUGUCUAUUACAGUUGAAGAUUUGGCAGCUAAUAUCGAGACAGUCUUAGCCUCUUUGGGUGAUGAAAAAAUGUAUACUUGUCUUCAUCUUGUAGGGUCAACUGGGAAGUGGUUGAGUAGACUGAACAUAACCUAAUGAAACAUUUUGAUUAACUAUUUGAGAGAUUAUAUACACUCAAAGAUUCAUUAUAAAGAGUAUUCUUAAUAAACAUCAAAAAUUUGAGAUAAUAUGAUGCAAAGGAUUUAGUCUAAAAAGUUAAAGAUAAAAAACUAGAACCUGUUGUUUUAAAAUCAUUAACUCAAUAUGCCUUUAAAAAUGAUAAGGAUGAAUUAUUACUUAAUCCUUCACUCAUUAAAGGAUAGGUUAACAGUAUUGUUUUACCAUGGGUUGGAAAUAAUUUAUCAGUUACUGAUAAAAUUAAAGAAACUAAUGAAUGGCUUGAUUAAAAAUUAGCUGAAUUAGAAGUCUUCAAACCUAAAGAAUCUUAAGAAACUACUAAAAUCUAAGAUUUAUAACCAAAAAAUGAGGGAAAUGAUAAAAGUAUCAUAAUUUAUUCUAAUCAUAAGACAACUACACAUUCAAAAGUGACAAAUUAAAUGAAAUUGCUUCAUAAAUUUAAACUAUGCAUAUUCCAAAUACAAAUAACAUGAUUAGCAUUAAGACAUACACUUAAAUAGUUGAAGGUAGUGUUGAGUUGGCUGAACCUGAAUUUAUAAGAAUUACUUUGGAAAAUAGAAAGGCCAGAAGAGAAGUUCUUUAUUCUGAUGGAGCUAAAUAUGUUUAAUUAUUAUUGGAUUAUGUUAAUGACAUUGAAAAUCUUCUAAUGAAGGCAUAAGAAGAAAUAUGUAAGAAAAUUGAUAUUUCAUAAUAAACACUUGAAUAAAGUGAAAUGUUAUUAAUGGAAAGAGGACUUGGAUAACAUGUAUUUAUGUUACAAGCAUCAGCAAGAUAAAGAAUUAAGGAUAAGCUACCAAAAUAGAAAUAGGUUUAAAUGAAUGCUACAAAAGAAAUUAUUAGAUAUUAAAUCAAAUUACUAAAUGAGAAAUAAGAUUUCUUAAAAAAUAUGAUUGAUAAAUUACCUACAACUUAUGAAUCAGGAUAAUUAGUUCCUAUGGUAUUAAAUUUAGUUAUGGGAGAUAUGAUAUUUGAAGAACAUAGCUAUGAAGAAGAAGAUUAUAUUUCUAAUCUUGAAAAUCCAUGUAAAAUAGUUUAAAUAUUUUAGAAUUAUUCUAAGAUCCAGAUAUGAUGGAAUUACUAAAAUCAAUUGAAACUGGAGUUGUUUAAUUAUUAGGAAAAACAGCAUUCGCAUAACCUUAAGGUGGUAUGAUGGGUAACAUUCCUCCACAAAUGUUAUAGAAAUAAUAAUAAUAAUGAUAAAUGU
Messenger RNA from Paramecium pentaurelia, 1385 nucleotides. Lineage: Eukaryota; Ciliophora; Oligohymenophorea; Peniculida; Parameciidae. The record is from the annotation of a GenBank genome assembly.